Molecule: messenger RNA, 3486 nt
Organism: Rhizoctonia solani
Lineage: Eukaryota; Fungi; Basidiomycota; Agaricomycetes; Cantharellales; Ceratobasidiaceae
Product: metacaspase protein
Exons: 8
Coding region: 1-3486 (1161 amino acids)
Source: RefSeq, a predicted model, not a curated record
AUGGCGUUUCCGCUUUGCUGGACCUCCCCGGCUUCUCCCUUCAAACCCUUGGGUGGCUCUCCCACCAUAAGCCUAACCCAAGACCUUAGCCCCGAUCAGUCUAAUGUCGACAUCUUAAUUCUUGAGUGUAACGAUGUGUACAAUAUUCUCUACACUUUGUACGCAGACGUGUUUGUUGGGCCUGACCCUCGCAAGAUAGACAUAACAUGCAGCGAAAAGGAGCCAGCCGUUAUAGCCCGCAACAUUCUGUUCUUUACUCUGCUUUAUGAGAAAGCAGCAGUCGAACAAAUAUGGAACAUAUACUAUCAUUUCAAGAUUGACGAAUCUACCUCGGCUCUUUUGACGGCUCAUUCACGCAAAUUGGCUGAUGCCUCAGUAGCACUGAGCGCUUGGUCUCAGUCUCCCUACUCAUCUCUUAUCAAAAUUGUCAAUCAGGAUACUCUAGACAAAAUUCACAAUAUUUGGACAAAGUAUGCCAACUUUCCAGAACUUCCUAAUCAAAUGCUACAAGAUAUCAAAGCAAAGCAAAGCAAGCUCGCCAGUGCAAUGCUUAAGAGUACAGGAUCUGAUCAGAACAUACGCGUUUCGCGCUCGACCACACUGGUGUGGCCCCAAUCUGCAAUUGAGGUAUCAGACGAGUUCAAGCGUUUCUGGCGUACAGGUACUACGAAUAAGCCAUCCAGCAACGAGGAUAGGCUGAAUCCAGCAUGGAUAUACUCGGGCAAGAACGAGGAGUGGUCUGUUUACUCUACUUCGUUUCCAGAGGUAUUCCACUUGGUGGAGGCGUUCCUACCUGACAAACGUGACCCAAGAAAGAAAUUACCGACGUGCCUAGAUAAAGCCAGGCAGCAGUUUAAGCUAGCAUGCGAGUCUUUCCAGGUGUCGCUUCGUACUGAGAAACUUACUCUCCGAUUCUAUACUGGCGACCCACUGUGUUUUUCCCUUGCUCUACAAUCUAGCUCAGAAUUAAUCCCACAGUAUAUCGACCCUUGGGACGCCAAACCAAUCGACUUGACCCAUCACUUUUCUUUAUCUCCUCCACGACAAUUCGAAAUCAUUGAUGCUACGCGCUUUAUUGAUACCCACGGGCUCUGGAAUCUAAUUAUUGCUAUUCAACCGCUGCUUGCCUCAACCAGUAGCAUUCUCUACACCGAAGCACACACCCCUUCUGAUCAAUACGCCCCCAUCACAUUUUAUGAACGCAUCUGCUCGGAUCUCCCGACUUUCAGCCUGAUCAGCGGCCUUGUUCCUCGUGCAUUUAUUUCCGAAUUCCAAAGCCAAUCCAACUCUCACGAAAUAAAUAUAUUUGAUGAAGAAGAACAUGAACAGCGUGUUGCCUGGGUGUCUGCAGAUCCAUGCCCUCCAUCGGUUCCUCUUGGAGUAAAGUUUAGCGUCACAGAUAUUGCAGACGCACUCUUUUACAUUUAUCGGGGAAUGCAUUUCUUUGACGAUAGUCCCGAGUACUUCGAACCUGUCCCCCUCUCCAGAUUGCGCGUUUGGUCCCAAUUGCCUUAUAACCGGGAAACAGUGGCACGCAUUGUUCGACACGUGCAGUCUAGAGGCCAAAUUCAUCUGGUUGGCGGAAUGUGGGAGGACGUUGCUAACAGAAUCAUACACCUGGUUCAAGGUAACAAACUUACCUAUCAAGACGACCGACAUUUAGAAGAUCUCAAACUUCAAUUCCAACUAUGUGAUUUCCUUCCCCUCCCGAAUCCACCGACUCCCGUUGGUAUAUUCGCAGGGUGGAGCGAAGUUCCUCCUGUCGUCUGCCUGGUACUGAAGAUCCCGGCGUCAGCUAAUGAGUUGAAGGUGCUCAAGGACUAUGGUGAAUCGAUCCAACCGCGUUUGACUUGCAUUAUCCGGAAGUCCGCCAACGAUAACAAGCCGCAAAUGUUUUCGUCACUACAUGCAGUAUGGGGAACCCUUGUGCCUUCGGAAGACGCAUACAGUAUCGAACCGGACAGAUCUGGACAAGAGACCAACGGCUCCUCCGAUAUGAUCGUUUCGUUUUGGAUCUCGUCCGCGCUGAUUGCAGGGAAUGAGACCACUGUUAGUCUGGCUUUCAGGUACACUUCCUUGAGUCACCGUUUAUACCACAGGAGUCUCGGUCAUGAUCUGGAUAUCUUCAAAGCUCAAGUUAAGGAUCAAAAGCAUGUGCUCGUUCUUCGCUCUCGGCCUAUGCAAGCUCCUUUUAAGCAAUCACUACCUCUUCUCCCUGCUCCGCCACCUCCAUCUAGCAACGCAACUUGCGAAUCCCGGCUUGAUGUUACGGAUCCUGAAGAAAAGAUUUCCCUUGCAGGAGGAGCGAAGGUUUCCAUGCAACUCGAAGGGCCAUGUAGGUUACGCCUAUCAAUUGGUGACUACACACAUGCGGUCAGCAUCCCAUUUCCUGCAAAGGAGUCGGAUAUCAGACUUAGGAUUGCGAGAAAAUCUUCUUACAUAGAAGCGGUUACGACUCCAUACCAACCAUGGUACGCGGGAGGCUACCCGCCUAGUCCUUUCCCCAUCCUCUCGAAUCCGCCCAGACCUUGGAACGUACAUCAUAUUCCGCUCGACAAACUUCCGUUGAUCGAACUCUCUGAUACUGAGGCUAUGGAGACGUAUAUCCUUCCCCACAUGGCUUUACAGCAUUCCGAUCGCGAGCGUAAGAUUAUGUUCGACCCUAACUACGUUCCUCGCGACCACAUUCAUGCACUCAAAGUCGGAAUCAACAUUCUUAUCCAUGAUUAUAUCGGUUUCAAGUUCCGAGGGCCGCCUUUUGAGGUCUUUGCUCUUCGGCCGGUGGGCUCGGGAGUUCAGAUGGUUCUGCUCGUAGGCGGGAUGAGAUCAGACUCUUCUGGAGGCACGAUCGUACUCGACACGGCCGUUAUACCUGUUACCAACGAGAACAAGUCCAUGGUUCUGCCACUUCUCGACCCAAUAGGCGAGUCGGGUGUGUUAAUCAUGAGCGUCGACGUACAGCAUGGUGAAAUGGGGGCAUGGAAGCAGUAUUUGGCAGCCUGUAUAGAGCGUGUUCGAACUUGGACCCACAAGCCCGAGUGCGAAUAUCAGGCGGCCGGACAAGCCCCGAUAUCGCUUCAAGACGGCGAGGAUUCGAUUUGUGCUUGCGGGAAUGGUAUCGGGUUUGAAGGUAAAGAAUGGAUCCCUCCUGAAGCACCCAAAUGGCAGCAACUUCUGCCUUAUGCGACUCGUGCAGGCGUAUCACCCAUUUUCUCCGUUCCUUAUCUGGAGAUUGUGGGAGGAGAAGUAUUCAAAGAUACCGGAACUCUUGUUGGGAUCAUGCUUAAGGAGUACGGAAACCGCGUCCAGAACGAACUUGAGCAACCGGCACAAGGCACGACUGAUACUCAGGUCAUGGGUGAAUAUGUACCAAGGACUAGUUCUGCUACGAGAAAUGAAACUACGCUACAAUCAGUUGAGCAGUCACAUCUCCCAAACGUGGAGUCUCUAACCUUGCACGAGACAAAUGAAUCAGAACUUUCAUAA